CAACUGGUGAUAAGCCAACACAACUCUACACCCACUCGAAUAUCAUUAAAACUCAUGCUGUAAUACGUUUACCGUAAAAUCGUAACCUACUAUCAAGUUAUUGUUUUAUUUAUUGUUUUUGAGAAUGCCUCCUUUUUGUGAAAGUGAAUAGUAAGUUUUUGUGAUGGAGGAACUACUUCAGGACGUGUUCAAGGAAGCUACUGGGCCCAAGUUAGCCACCUUGAGGAAGGCUUGCCAGGAUGCUUUAGAGGCGCUGUGUUUACAAGAGAGCAACGCUCGCCGGCCAUGUUACGAGUUACGGCGCAUCUGCCUGCUGCCGCUCCAGAUAGCGCUGGAGAGCAAGAGACCGCGGCUGGUUACUUUCGCCUUACAGGGCUUCCAUAAAAUGCUGCGCGACGAUAGAUUCCACAGAGGAAUCGAACCCGAAGAUGACUCGCUCUGGAUGCCUUCUCAACUGCUUUGCGCCACUGCUUCCGUGAUGUACCAUUUGCCUGAUACACAGGUGCAAAUAUUCCGUAUGUAUCUCUCGCUGGCGCUGUCGCCGCGUCGCACGCUGAACGGGCGGUUGUGUGUAUGGGCCUGCGGGAGGUGCGGGGAAGCGGCCGCCGCUGCAGCGCCCGUGGCCGCCGCCGCCCGUGCCGCCGCCGCGCAAGCGCUGAGGGCAUACUGCGCACAACUGGAUGAGGAAUAUCAAGAAUUGUUCUCGGAAGGCUCGCCUCUGGGCAGGAAUCACAUAGUGGCGGUCAGCUGUUACAGCGAAGUCAUACCAGUCAUACAAUACCUGUGCAGUAGACUGUCGGAGACACAAAUGGUGCCAAAACAGAAUCCCUUAGCUUUGUUUUUCCUGGACUGCCUGCUCACUCUAAUGUCAAGCCUCUCUGAGCGCGUCAGCGGCAACUCACACUUUACCACAUUCUUGUGGCAAAAAUUCUGUCCUUCCCUUAUAUCAUUCCUGGGCACUCCAAGAGUUGACAAAAACAUAAAAUCAAGAGAACAUGAAGGCCACUUAGUAGAUGAUUCUGGAAGGGGAUCUGGAGCAUUAAACAGUGCACCAAGCUUUAACAGUCGACAAGCUAAGGCAAUUUAUAGCAUAGCCAGUCAACUCGUCCGUUUGGUGGGCUCCACUUCGAAUCUCCGACCAGUAUUGGAAGCUUUAUACCAUCGGAUGUUGUUAUACCCACCAGUAGCUCAUAGAGUAGAACCACUGAGAAGUGUACGAGAACUGCUGCACAAUCCCAAACGACUCGUGCAACUGGUUCUUUUGAAAAAGACAGACCAUCCAGAAAGGCACAGUGAUGAUAUGGCAAUCGUUAGGUUAAUAAUGGAUGGCAUUGAAGAUUGCGGUCGCAGUGGAAACCCAGAAGUGAUAGCUGCAGCCGUAGAAUGCGUUGUAUCUCUUCUUGACGCUUUAGAGAAACUAUGUGCGACUUCCGGCGAAUAUAUGGCGGCUGAUAUUGCGGCUUUGAUACUACAACAUUGGCCGAAGCUACAAGAUGCGGAUUACACGGGGCCUUUGACUUAUCAAACCCUGGCAAGAUUGCCGAGUCCAUAUCGUGACGUCGUAGCUGUUCUUCAGAACAAUGAAGAAAAAGGCCAUGAAUCUUCAGACACAUCGGGGCCAGAAAACGUGACCUCUGGUAGUGAUGGCGAAGCAGAUUCGGAUGCAGACAAUGUAUUCCUUCCAAGUCGAGCAAAUAAUCCUUCAUCACCCGAAGAAUCUGAGAAAGAAAAUGUAUCAAGAGUCAAGUCAGUACCAAAAACACUGAAUUUGGGAAGGUGCACAGUUACUGAAUGUAACGUCGACUUGGAACGCCAUAACGCAAGACAAUUCGUGAAAACAUUGCAAAACUCAUUGCUGCCCAAACUUAUAAAUCUUCGAACUUGUAUAGAGGUGGAUGAAGCUAUGCAAGAGUUCGCAUCAAAAUGCUGCCAACACAACGCGGCUCAGCCUCCAGCCACCGCUUGCAUUAUGAACGCCGAUGGAGUGUAUCUGGCUACUUACGCUGCCUUACUUCUGAAUCUACGGCAACGGCGCACUGAUUAUUACACAGGAAACAACAAACUUCAAGUGUCCAUGACGGAAGACGAAUUCGUGGAAGAGGUCCAAGGCAGCGGAGUGCUUGUGUAUUUGUCAGCAACUUGGCUUCGGGAAGUUUACCAACAAGUUUUAUCCAACGAUCUGCUUCGAGAAGUGCCUAGUGCUGACCAUCCACUACUGCAUCUUUUGUCAGAUCUCGGUGGCUUAGACCAAAGUCCAGUGAUGUCGGAUUGGCAGAAACUGAAAGAAGUGUCCAUGCUAUACAAUAAUACUGAUGAAUCGCCGCAGCAUCAAGCCAGCCUGCGUUGGGCUAGGAGAAUACUGACUUGCAUCUGGGAAUCUAUGGUGACGGUAUUAAGUGUACCUCUGACAUGUCACAAAAACCGCAAACAAAAAUUACAGGGAAUUCUGUCCAAGAAGAUAAACUCCUUUGGACGGAGAAAGCGCAUUGCCUGGGAGGCCUUGACUAUACAAUGCCUCGAAGGUUUACAUAAGGCAGCCAGAGUGAGCAACACGCUGAGUCUGCAAAAUCGUUGCAGCAGUAUUUUAGCGCUUCUUGCAAAUUCAGCCAUAUCGCAGCCUCCUAACGGCAAGAUAUUGUCGACUCACGCACUUUCCCUGGACAUAUUGAUUACAGGUGGCCUAGAGCUUGGUUCUAAAGCACCAGAAUGCUGGGAGCACAUAUUCGCCGCGUGUCAAUACGUGUCAAGCUUCGAGCACACCUUGUUCGGACAACAAGGGAACAAUGCUACACCAGUGGUGACAGUUCAUGCCGCCAGGAAUAAAACUGUGUCCGUCUUACAGACAGACGCGAAGCUUUCACUGGACGGCAGAGACGAUGAGACUUGUGUGGACGUGUUCAACUUUCUGCAGCCGGUUCUCGAAACAAACAUGAACAACGAAAUGUCCGUUUCUAAGAUUGUAGAAGCUUGCAGACAGGAGCAGGGUGGCGCGGUAAUAUCGGGCGCCGGAGCAGCCCGCGUUUGCUGCGCUUUAUCCGCUGCAGCCGACGCUUUAUUCACUCGUUUGGCCGCCACCACUACGCUGCCCGCGCUUAAGGCAGCGCUGCAGCGACUCGUGGCGCACCAACACCGUCUGUUGUUCUCGUGUUGGGACCAAGACGUAUCCAACAAUAACACUUGGUGGCGUCGCAGCGGUCACGUUGGCGGCGCGGGGGAAGCAUUACGAGCGUUGUGUAGAGGCGGAGAUGUGGCACUGCGGUGUCUAAGGGCAGCAAGACCAUUAGCACAUCGAAUGGCUAUUUGGAGCUGCUAUGGACCGCAUUUGAUGCAGGCGGCAUGCCAUAAAGACAUCCAGAUAAGCUCGAUGGCGAUCCAAUGCCUGCACGACUGCGCCACUGCGUUGCUCAGCCAACAAGUGGAACUUCCGCAUUUCCAUUUCAACGAGGCUUUACUCAAACCAUUUGAGAACCUUCUCUGUUUGGAACUCUGUGACGACGAUAUUCAGGAACAAAUAAUAUCAUGCAUCUGCGAAUUCGUAGAGACGAGCAGAAUGGAAAUCAGAUCCGGUUGGCGACCGCUAUUCAACACCCUCAGAGCAGCCAACAACUCCAACCAAUACUCCGCUAUACUGGAAAUAUUCAAAGUCUUCCUCAGUACUGAUAAUACCCUCGUGUUUGCUAAUGCUGCCCUAGACUGUAUCCUAUGUCUUCUAAGCCACAUCAAGGGGCUACAUUACGAAGAAGUACAAACGACCGAAGUCAAACCCAAGAAACCUCCUCCACAACCAAAGCCUAGCCUUAGCCUCAAGUUUUCAAAGAACAGCAAAUUUAUACCGCUUAGUGAAGAAAAGUCUGAAAAAGUUAUCGUAGAUAUGUGUAGAGAAGCACUAUAUCACUUGGAGAGUUGUGCCGAUAUAUUAACAAUGAUGUACAAUAUGCCCAAAUGUCCCAUAUUUAAUACAGGAAACAGAAUCAAGGGCGAUCUACCCUUAUCUGUAGUCGAUCCGAUAAUACCAAGUGCAUCUCUUGAUAUAACCAAAUACAUCAUAAAUGUGCCAUGUGAAGAAGAACCAAUUUCAUAUAAAAAAUUAUCAACCAGUCUGCCUCUGUCAAACACAACAAAUAACUGUUUAUUGAAAUUGGACAGACCCAGUAAUAUUCUCAAGGUGUGGUAUGUCCUGAUAGAAGGACUAAUUUCUGCUACGGUAGUGUGCUCCAAGAAAAAUCAACCAGCAGCCAUGGAGACACUUUUCAAACUUCUCAAGAAUAUCAUUGACGUACCUGGUACACAUUUUGGACUUCAUUGCAUUAAUCACCUGCUACUGCCCACAGUGCAAAAUUGGCUUCGUCAAAUAGCAAAUGUAAAUACACAUUGGGAUAGCGUGAUGCCAAACUUUAAGCAAUGUUGCGGAAUGACUACAGAUACUGUAGUAAUAUAUCUUCAUCAUUUACAACAAAUAAAUAUUGAAAGAUCAACAGGCGAUGAUAAUCCUGAUGGAGACGAUAUACAGCCAUUCGAGAGCGUUGAAGUGACAUUUGCAUUAAAACAAAUAAUGUUAAUACUUGUGGAAUGUAUAGCUCAACCUCAAGAACCAAUAGCGAGAUUAGGGGCCUCGUGUAUAAGACACAUUAUUUUAACAUCGGGGCAUUUGUUAACUGACAAUCAAUGGGAAGUUGUUUGCACGAGUCUCCAUAGGGCAUGCAAUGUUAGUCUGACUCCAUUGAAACAAUUAACUUAUGCUUUUAAGGAAAACUCCAAUAGCUUCUAUGGAGAUCUGGCAAUUGUAAAAGUAGCAGCAAGACGCGAUUGCUCUGUCAAUGAUAACGUGAGACUGCAUGCAAUGGCCCAGCAAGUGUUUCUCACUGAAUAUUUAAAAAGCGACAGUCAAGUGAAACUAACACCAAAAAAUUCAUCGCAGAACUUAAUGCUUAUCGACGACAGAAGUUAUAUUUUCUUAAUUUAUCUACAAGAAUCUGUAAAUUCUUUAAAUCCAGAACUGUACACUGUCCGUAUUCCAUAUAGAGGACUCGUUGUGGGUUUGUUAGCUCAUCAAAUUUUAGUUCAAAUUAUUGCUACGGUACUCAUCCAAGCUUCUUCCGACGUAUUUCAUGGCAUAAAUAGUAUACUAUUUGAAAGCCUAAAGACUGGUUCUAACGUGUGCAACUACAAAUUUUUCUUAAAUAGUGAUAACAUUGAUUUAAUGCUGAAAAGUUUGGAGCUUUCUUAUAUGAGAGCGAUGCAGUUUGACUCUCGACCGGGGCUGAAAUUUCUAGUUCAGAAAGUAUCUAAUUUAGACAGUGCUGCCAAUCUUUACAAACAGACGACAUCAUCGUGGCUUAUAAAAAUUAUAGCAUUAACUGAGUGUUUCUUUAGUGGAGUUCAUAGAUUCAAAUUAAAACCAACUGACAUAUCUAUCAUUCUACAUAAUUAUACAACAACAUUGAACUUAACACUGGAAUACGAUCGGUUUGUUACCAAAAUAUUUGACUUAAGAGACACGUGGGAAUUGAUAUGCAAUAAUUAUGUAAAGCAGCUAAUUGAUGUAUCUGAUUUUGACGAGCCAGAGCACAUUAAAGAACGGAUGUCUAUCAGUUCAGAAGACUCAGAUGCCUCUUCAAAUCAUUAUGAGCAAUAUUACGCACAAAUAGAAACCACCAAAGAAACUGUUCAAUUGGUUAAAGAAGAAGUCGAAAUCCAUACGAAUGUUUCUGAAGAAAAGUCUCCUGAUAAACCGAAACCAUUUACUUUUGCUGAUUUCAAAGCAAAUAGUCAAAACUCCAUGAAUUCCGAUAAUAACAGAAAUGAAUCACCUAUAUGUAUAGAUAAUGACAAUACUGAAGUUCCUAAUAACGAUAUUCUUAAGUUGGAUCCUGAUGUAAAACGAGAUCAAUCACCAAAUGAAGUAAACUACGCUACAAUCAAUGAAUCACACAUUAUUCUUAUUAAGGAUAAAGAAAUCCGUGUGACAAAUGAGGUUCUUGAUCAUCAAAAUCAUAUUCCCACGCGGAAGGUUAUUACUUUAUGUGAUGGUCCCACAUAUGAAAAACCUAAGCACAUUGAGCCGUUGAUCCCACCACAGCCUGUACCUCCAGAGAUAGAGCAACAAAGAGCAUUGAGCAUAAGCAAGGAUACGGACGUCCAGCGGCACUGCUUCCAGAACAUACUCCUUGCAUACUUGGAACUCAUACUUACGUUCCCAUUAGAAAGGUUCCAGCUGAUCGCACCCGCGUUGCACGGUGGAUUCGCCCAACUUUCCAACACUGUCACAGAUUCGCAACUUCUCGACCGGAUAAACGUAUUCUUCGACAAGAAAGAUUUAUACGAAUUUAAUCAUAAGUGAUCAAUUAAUUGUGAUAAUAUAAAAAUUCACAUAAUAAUUAUUGUAGCCUAUUCCUCUACUAUAUCAAUGUUAUGUGCAAAAUAAAAAUCAAUUAUAUUCGA
Molecule: messenger RNA, 6441 nt
Organism: Chilo suppressalis (striped riceborer)
Lineage: Eukaryota; Metazoa; Arthropoda; Insecta; Lepidoptera; Crambidae
Source: the annotation of a GenBank genome assembly